Molecule: messenger RNA, 1353 nt
Organism: Penicillium psychrosexuale
Lineage: Eukaryota; Fungi; Ascomycota; Eurotiomycetes; Eurotiales; Aspergillaceae
Exons: 4
Coding region: 1-1353 (450 amino acids)
Source: RefSeq, a predicted model, not a curated record
AUGGAUCCUCUUUCAGGCGCAGCAAGUGUUAUUGCAGUCAUCCAGUUAGCCGGGAGUAUCUUCCACAUAUGUGGGCGAUAUCUCAAUAACGUCAAGAAUGCGACGCGGGAGAUUCAGCGCUUCCAAGAGCAGAUUGCAGCCCUGGCCAAAGUUCUUCAAUCUCUCUAUGAGCUGAUCCAGAGAUCAAAUGGCAACACACUUACUACUACGGCUACUGCGCAAGACUUAGCUAACAAUAUUGCAAAAUGCUCAUCAGUACUUGGAGAUUUGAAAGUGAAAAUCGACCCAGAAAUAACGCAACAGGGAUUGCGGAGACAAUGGGGACUUCGAGCCUGGAAAUGGCCACUGGCACGGUCGGAGGUAGAUUAUACCCUCAAGGAAUUUGACUGGUAUAAUGCAACGUUUUCUUUGUCCUUACAAGUCGGUCAAGCGAGCUCUAUGAAUAUAAUCCACCAAAAGAUAGACCUUAGCAGGCUACAGCCUGCAAAGGGAGCAGCAUUUGAUUCCUACGACAAUCAACAUAGUGAAUGUCUCCCGGGAACUCGAAUUGACCUGCUUCGAGAAAUUGAAGAGUGGACAAAAUCGCCGUAUAGAAAAUAUAUAUUCUGGUUAAACGGCAUGGCAGGGAUAGGGAAAUCAACUAUCUCCCAAACAGUUGCAACCCGUCUUAAAGAAAAGCAGGUUCUCGGCGCGAGCUUCUUCUUCAAGCGAGGUAAAGAGGACCGAGGAACAGCAAAGAAGCUCUUCCCGACAUUGAUUAAGCAACUGGCCAUUAAUCUACCUCAAAUACUUCCUAAAGUUCAAAAGGCAGUUAAUAAUAACCGCAAUAUUUCAGAAAAGAUAAAUGCGAUUCAGAAGACAACAUUAGGGUUAUUCUUCAGCUCUUACCACAAGUUCAAAGGUCGACGUCCGUGCAACUACGGGAUUACCGAUACCCAUCAGGAUUUGGUCCUCUAUGAGAUCGAUAAACCAGUAAUAGAGCACGACAUAUCCUUGUAUUUUAAGGAUCAGUUACACCACCUAAAACAGAGGGACUCACUUCUACUAGACUGGCCUAGAGACACAGCUAGGAAGGAGCUGACUAAUAGGUCCGUCCCUUUAUUCAUUGCAGCUGCUACCUUAUAUCAUUUCAUCAGUGAUACGAAUUGGAGCCCUCAACAACGACUUAAAGCAAUAUUGAAAGACCAAUCAGCCUAUAUGUCCAAGAUAGACAUCACAUAUAUCCCUGUGCUAAAGCAGCUUCUCACUGGCCAGGAUAAAAGGGAGUCACAGCAAUUGCUCAAAGAGUUCAAAGAUAUAGUCGGGGCUAUUAUUACUCUUACUACUCCGCUCUCGAUCAAUUCCCUUGGCUAG